Laccaria bicolor S238N-H82 is the source of this 1147-nucleotide messenger RNA. RefSeq lists its product as uncharacterized. Gene Ontology annotation, cellular component: nucleus. Lineage: Eukaryota; Fungi; Basidiomycota; Agaricomycetes; Agaricales; Hydnangiaceae. The record is from RefSeq and is a predicted model, not a curated record. Gene Ontology annotation, biological process: regulation of transcription by RNA polymerase II. Gene Ontology annotation, molecular function: DNA-binding transcription factor activity, RNA polymerase II-specific; RNA polymerase II transcription regulatory region sequence-specific DNA binding. The transcript has 3 exons. Bases 12 to 866 code for a protein of 284 amino acids.
CUUCACUCUCUAUGGCCUUCAACUGCAGAGACUGUCCGCGCUCCUUCAACACUAUUUCAGCGCUCUCAUCUCAUUGUCGUGCGAAAGCCCAUGCCUUUCAUGCAUGCAUCGAUUGUGAUCGUGUGUUCGUGAACAGUGUAGCGCUGGCACAGCAUCUCGCUGCGUCUCCUGCGCACACAGAUUCCGAUCCUUCCAGCGACGAAAGUGACGACGGCAGUGAUGCAUCUGACGAUGAGGAGCCUUACUGCAGGGGGUGCGAUCGCUGGUUUAUCGACCUCGAUAGCCUAUACCAGCACCUGUCUGCGAGCCUAAAGCAUAACUGGUGCUUUAUUUGUUCUAGGGAUUUCAAUUCGGAGACCGCGCUAGAUCAACAUAAUUUAUCGAAGCUGGCCCAUGCCGAUCGAUCCUUCAGGUGCCCCUUCUGUUCGAAGAUGUUCAAGGCGCCUUCCGCCAUUGCCCAUCACAUCGAGUCCGGUUGCCAUAAGAUCAAUCGCCACCAAGUCACCGCAGCAGUGAAGAAGCUCAAGAUUGUUCCCGACAUAUGCAUCACCCGGCUUCUCCCUUCUUCAGGUCCGCCUACGAUUUCAACUUACAUUGCGACGGAACAAUCGUUCAAUGGAACAUCGUACGAAUGCUUCUUAUGCCACAAGGGCUUUCGACUCCUUACCAGCCUUAACGCGCACCUGGCUUCGCCGGCCCACGACGCCGACGAAUUCAGGUGCCCAAAGUGCAACAAGGACUUUACGGUAAUUUCAGCACUUGUCCAACAUAUUGAGAGCGAGGUUUGUGGUCUAGCUAAGAUGCAGGAGGUUCAGGGUACUUUCAACGAUUUGACGGCGAACUUCUCUCGUCUACUUCGUGUUUGAACAUGUCGAUGUUCUGGUACGUUCAUUUUUGUGCAGCUCGCCGUUGCCUUAUUCUCUUAUCUAGGGGACUGAAACAUAGAUCAACGCUAGUCGUAGCGUUGUUCUAUUUUACAGCCUUCAAACCCUAGAUUCUUUUUUUGUUUCGUAUCGUUCUUGUCUGCUCCGCGUCAAGUUGUUUUACCCUGCAGUCAUCGUCAGUUCUUGUAAAGCUACCUGGAGUUGAUAGUGAAUCUCUAUUCAACGUGUCGUAUGUGUAACACUCAAAGAGUUUUGCUUGCCUA